Messenger RNA from Myxocyprinus asiaticus (Chinese sucker), 1436 nucleotides. RefSeq names its product cAMP-dependent protein kinase inhibitor beta-like. Bases 208 to 549 code for a protein of 113 amino acids. Gene Ontology annotation, cellular component: nucleus; cytoplasm. NCBI's taxonomy places the organism in Eukaryota, Metazoa, Chordata, Actinopteri, Cypriniformes, Catostomidae. Gene Ontology annotation, molecular function: cAMP-dependent protein kinase inhibitor activity. The record is from RefSeq and is a predicted model, not a curated record. The transcript is spliced from 4 exons. Gene Ontology annotation, biological process: negative regulation of cAMP-dependent protein kinase activity.
CAGCUGCGCGGGCCGCGGGGUAGUUGUGCUCGCUCACGUUGGUCUCGCUGUGUCAGAGUGAAGGAGAAUCACGACGAAGAUGGUCUCAAUACGCGGAGUUCCCCUCGCGGAUAGCCUCUGUUGGUACUGAGUCGGAGUGUUCUCCCGGAUAACUCUGCUUAGAAGAGUUGCUUUGUAUUCGGAAUGAUGCUAUGAAGACCACCAGAGAUGACUGAUGUGGAACCUGUUGUCUCUGACUUUGCAGCCACGGGCAGGACCGGCCGGCGGAAUGCAUUGCCAGACAUUCUAGGUUCCACGGCUGGUCCUGGAGCCUCCGACCUGCCUGAUAAACUAGCCGAGGUUUCAGUAGCAGAACGUUGGUGCAAUGUCAUAUGCAGCCAGUUGAAGAUGAUGGCGAACAGGAGGGAGGGAGUUCAUCCUCAGCUGACCCACCUAAAGAAACUACAGAAGGGGAGGAGAAAACAGAGGGCUCAUAACCUGACACAAAACAGCAGUGAUGAACCUCUUGAGAAAUUCACAUAUGACCUGCCUCUACUCUUGCCCCAUUGACCAAACAACUGUAACAAUCUGUGCUAUGCAACAUCAAGACCACCUUUGAUUGGCAUUCAGAUGUGAGUCAGCGAGAAACCACUCAUUCGAGGAUUUAUUUGAAGUUAUGUUUUUCUAAUAGCAGCAAAUUGUUCAUUUUAUACUUCGAUGACUUUGACUUAUUCCAAAAGACUGUCAUGGUUUUCUUUAUGGCCGGCUGUUUUAUGUGACCUGCUUUCCCAUUUUAAAAAGGAAUAUUUUGAUUUGUUUAAUAACUUUCCAUAAUUGCAUUUUCUGCAAAAAAUGGCAAAAACGUCUCUUUUUGCACCAAAAAAAGCAAAAGUAAAUACAUUGCAUUUGGUGAUGUAAGUAAAGUUUUUUUUUUUAUCUUUCAAUAUAUCUGUCCUUGUAUACACCACAUCUUGUGUUUUUUAUUGUAAAGAAGAUAUGCAUUGUUAACAUUCUAGUGAGAUGAUUUAUGAAACAGUGAUAAAUGACAUAAAAUAUUAUAUUUUCUUCUUGUAAAUACAGAAUUGUACAUUAUAUUUGCUAGUUUUGUUUAAAGGCCUUCCAUUGUGUGUAACUGCUGUUCAAUGUGAGAUGAAAUUGGAUAGUUAGUCGUCUGAUGUAUUGCUGCAGACAUCUGUGCUCAUUUCAUUCCGAUAUCAUCUUAAAUGCUUUACUUGGAUAUUUCCUUACUGUUGUUGAUGGCAAAGGAAAAUAUGAUUGUGGAGAUGUGGUGUUCUUUCUCUGUUUCUUCUUAAAAGCCCUAAUGCUGUCAUUAAAUCAAGGAUAUAAUUUUUUACCUGCCCAUAAAUCCCUUGUCAUAUUGUCUGAUGUUAGCUAUAUAUAAAUGCAGCUAUGCUAUGUUUAAAAACAACAUUACAAUAAAUUCUGUGCUUAGUUUU